GUGACGUGCUGGCCGUAUUGCCUCCACCGUAACUCCAACGUAACAUCACUGGCAGAUACCUUCGUCCGAGUUAGGCAUGCAUCGUACGUCGACACGCUACGUAGUACGCUUUGUGUCCUGAGUCCGCCGCUGUGUUUAUAACAUCAAGGAACUUAUGCAUGGUGGCAAGAUUUGAAACUCCAAUCGUCCUCGAUGUUCACAAGUCUUUUGACACGUUCAAACGUUUGUCUACAGGAUUGUACUCGAUUAGUACUCGAUAAGUCCGCUUCUCUGCGCCCAUGGGAAAUUACCUGCUGUGAUUGCUCAAGAAUGCAACCAAAUGAACCAGUAAUCCCUGGGGCAUUAGCAGAGAAUGUUCCUGAGCGCCCGCUCAUUGAAAAAACGGAGAAGGCCGAACACCACUACUUACGACGUUGGCAGAUAUGGGCUAAGGAGGCCGAUCCAACAAAGCAAACUCCCGCACAAGGAUGGAAUGAUCAAGGAUGGGGUGCUCCACCCGUGGAAUAUGCUUGGCAACCAUAUGACCCAUCAUCUAUUCAGCCUGCGCCACCUCGCGAGGACGUCGAUAAUUUCUUUUACCUCAACAUCCGGUAUACUAACCGGGACGCGGAACCUGAUGUAGUUUUCAGUCAUUUCAGCAACACCCUGAUCGACUUCCUGCGCAUGUCUAUUGGCGACGAAUUUUUCGACACAAAUCCGGACUCAUCUCUCACUCACUUUGUCUUCAAACUUGAUGAGCUCAAGGCCCACCUUUCGGAUGCACGCUCAGCUUUGUCUAACCUUUCAGGGGAGGAGUUGAGGACAAAAGCGCAAGAACUUGGCCGCUUGGAUUCGCUGACCCCGCAGCAAACCGAACAAGAUGCCCAGCAGUACCUCGAGGAUCUCGUCAAUCAAUUGGACGUUCUCAUACCUUUGGUUGAGAAAGAAUUCGAGCCCAUAUCCAAGCGCCUAGAAUUAGAGCUAUCUUACGGCCACAUUUCAUUUGAUCUUCUCUUGUACUACUUCAAGAAAGGAGAGAGAUAUUAUUACGAGUUUCUGGGCGAUAAGCUGGCCUUUGUACUAGAGGACACAAGCAUGGACUCAUCUUUUCGUAUCCUGAACAUUAAUGGCCAUGGUAUGAUAUGGGAUGGCCUUGGACACAUCCACGAGCACAGAGGUGUUGAUAUUCCUCGUUACCCCGGGACAAAGGCGUUAUCUGAUCUUCAGUGCAAAAUCGUGCAAGAUGAUGUGCACAAUGAACUGACUGAGCGCGGAAGAUUAUAUACUGCUGUGUCAGGCGUUCAUUUCAAGUCAUAUGAUGGCCGCCGCGUGGUCAUUGAUGAAAAUGGCUAUUGUGGCAGAGAUCCGGGUGAUUAUGAUGAUUAUGUUCCUCCGCGUUCAAGUAGAAAACGCGUGACAUCUCCGCCUGCACCUGGUUGUGGCAAUGCAGGUCUUUCUCGUCCUGAUUCCCCUUACGCCGGUGACAACUCAGGGCAGGAAUUGUUGGAGUUCCCGGAAGACCAACUGUACCUCUUACCAGUGAAAGUACAUGGUUUCGAUGUCCGUCGCAAGACUUGGGAGACGAUCGACGUUCGUAAACUUGAGGAGAUCCAUUUCGAUGAACAUGCUUGGGACCAUCUCGUUCUUAAUAAAGCGACAAAGGUUCUUGUCAAAGGGCUCGUCAAUGUCACAAAGACGACCAAUACAUCUGGGGAGGUAUUCUCUGAUGUCAUUACUGGGAAAGGUGGGGGAAUGAUUGCGCUCCUACACGGUCCGCCUGGGACAGGCAAAACGCUGACCGCAGAGGCUGUGGCUGAACACCUGAAACGACCACUCUACGUUCUCAGUUCACUUGAGCUUUCGACUACACCCGCUACAUUGGAGAAAAAUCUGGGUGAUGUCCUGAGGCUUGCAACGACAUGGGAUGCAGUCGUCCUCAUUGACGAAGCCGAUGUAUUUCUGGAGCAAAGGAGUCUUCACGAGUUGGAGCGCAACGCCCUCGUUUCUGUUGCUCUUCGGGUCCUCGAGUACCAUCGUGGCGUCCUUUUCUUGACUACCAAUCGUAUCCAGGCCUUUGACGAAGCCUUCUUAUCCCGGUUUUCCAUUGCCGUGAAGUACCCAGAGCUGGAUGUUGACGCCCGCUUGACUAUCUGGCGAAAGUUCUUUGAGCUUGCUGGGUGCGAACUGUGGGGAGGCAGUGGACAGCCUGGAGACGGACGGCAGAGCCCGGACGAGUUUGUCAAACUUGAAGGACAAGAGCCGCAGUGCUAUGUUUCGCUUGCUGACCUGAAGGAACUGGCCGCGAAGCCUUUCAACGGUCGCACUAUCAAGAAUCUUGUGCGGACCGCGCAAGCGUUGGCCAUGUCAUCGGACGAACCGCUUUCCCUUGAACACGUCAAAGUCGUGGUUGAAGCGCAAGAGAAAUUCUUGACCGAGUUUGCUAAAAUCAAAUUAUGAUUGUGAUCUUUGGUUAUCGUGUAACAAGUAGUCAUGUUGUUUUGUAUGUAAAACCGGUGUUUGUGAUAUGUGGAAGAUGCAUUCUUAAUGUCUGACUUUCUUCUAGACUCCUAAGAUACUUGGUAGUGUUGUGCUGAGGAAAAAAAAUACACUAAAAUUUAUGUAGGAUGUAAUCUGACUGGCUCAAACUCAAACACC
Suillus subalutaceus is the source of this 2634-nucleotide messenger RNA. Its product is annotated as P-loop containing nucleoside triphosphate hydrolase protein. Gene Ontology annotation, molecular function: ATP binding; ATP hydrolysis activity. NCBI's taxonomy places the organism in Eukaryota, Fungi, Basidiomycota, Agaricomycetes, Boletales, Suillaceae. Bases 193 to 2436 code for a protein of 747 amino acids. The transcript is spliced from 26 exons. The record is from RefSeq and is a predicted model, not a curated record.